AUGGCUACGACCUCACUCCCUUCGUUCGCUCAAGCGUUCAGUGAUCCAAGCAUGGGUAGUAUAUCCUCUGGCAACAACUCGUUGCCUCCCAUCCAGCAUCGACGCGCAAAGUCGCCUGUAGAAAGUAAUGGGAGAAAACGAGCAAGGGCAGAAAUCACGUCGGUCGAAGAGCAACCAGAGCCCAAUGGAAGAGUGAAAGAAGAAGAUCAAGAGGAGGGGGAGGCCUCUUCGUCGAAAAAACGACGUCUUGGACUUGGGCUCAACACGAAUGUGAGGGCCAACUCAGAGACAACCCCCAUAUCGCCCGUUGUCAUGGGAUUCGGUUAUUCUGUGAUGCGCGACAAUCCAACUGCGAUUGACCAAGUCCGAUCGUCAAUCUCUGCUAAACAGAAGCAGAAGGCUUUGAUUGAGCAGCGGAGAGGGAGCACGGUUGGCAUUGAUGAGACAACUGGCCCAACGCCUCCACCACCUCCCCCUCAACACUCUUUGCCAGCCCCUCCAAUCAGUUUUGCUCGGCGCAGAGCAGAACACCUAGGGGGUAAACGCAAACCGGCCGACAUUAUCAUCAGUCCCCGUGAAGCCCAUACCAAGGAGCAAUUCCAACCCGCUAUCCAAAGUGCUCCUCCAAUACCACAGGCUGGUCGUUAUCCCAUGAGUCUUCCGCGUCUGCCGCCUGUCAUGGGUACUGCAGAACGAAAGGUGGCUGGCAUUGUACCGCCAACACCAACCCGACUUGCUAUGCAGCGCCAUCACAGUUCGAAUGCUAUUCCAUCUAUUUCACACCCGAAUACGAACCCAACAACAACCACGCGCUCUCCUCCCGCUGCCUCAGUCCCGAUUUCAUCCACUCUGGUACCCCCCACACCCACCUCUCUCCAACAUGCGACUUACACUGGCGAUAAAGCGGCAUUCCUCGCGCCAUUUGAAGUAUUCUACGACGCACUCAACGACUCGAAGCAACUCAAAACCUGGCUGGGGGAUCAGCUCCAAAAGUCGAAUGCCCUUAUCCAGAACCUUACGCAACAACAGGAGAAGCUUAAUGACACUGUCGAGCUUCUGGUUGAGCGUAGAAUAGCGCCCAUGCGGUCAGAGAUGACAGGACUUUAUCGCAGGGUCGAAGAGUUGGAAGAGGCACUUCCGGGCUGCGACAGGGUCUGGACGAAGGCAAAGCGUGGAUUCGGGAAUGCAGAUACCAAAAGGCAAAAAACCCGUUCGAAAUGGAAACAUGUUGGCGGCUGA
Molecule: messenger RNA, 1239 nt
Organism: Mycena indigotica
Lineage: Eukaryota; Fungi; Basidiomycota; Agaricomycetes; Agaricales; Mycenaceae
Exons: 2
Coding region: 1-1239 (412 amino acids)
Source: RefSeq, a predicted model, not a curated record